This is a messenger RNA of Balearica regulorum gibbericeps (East African grey crowned-crane), 1679 nucleotides long. Lineage: Eukaryota; Metazoa; Chordata; Aves; Gruiformes; Gruidae. The record is from RefSeq and is a predicted model, not a curated record.
UGACAACUUCCUUUCUACAGCAGAAGGCAGCAUUUAAGACAUGCUUACUGAUCACCCUUCCACAGCACUAGAGCCCCGUGUGCUUCACAUGUCAGUGCACUGUUACUGGUUUCAGCAGACACUAAUGUAUUUUUUCUUUAGGAAAUGGUGGAUCAACACUUCACGUUCUUCGGUGCUUGGAAGAUCUGUAUGGUGACAAAUGGACUUCUUUUAUUGUGCUGCUAAUUCAUUCUGGUGGUUACAGUCAACGUUUACCAAAUGCAAGUGCCCUGGGAAAGAUUUUCACAGCUUUACCUUUUGGCGAUCCCGUUUACCAGAUGUUGGAACUGAAGCUCGCCAUGUACAUUGAUUUCCCCAGUCACAUGAAACCAGGAAUUCUCGUUACGUGUUCCGAUGACAUAGAACUCUACAGCACUGGAGGUACAGAAACUGUCGCAUUUGAUAAACCUGGGUUUACUGCGUUAGCUCAUCCUUCAGAUUUGACAGUUGGGACCACUCACGGAGUGUUUGUUUUAGAUCCGUCCAGUUUUUCAGGAAAAGGAGGACUCGAGUACACAUCUUGCCAUCAUUUCCUGCACAAGCCUGAUAUUGAGACGAUGCGCCAGUGUGGCGCAGUAUGCGUAAGAGGGAAUUGUUCUCAGCUAAGUUCCUCCGGAGACUCCAGUGACUCAGAAAUGGAGUGUGUGUAUACAGACAGUAUAUUUUACAUGGAUCAUAGCAUUGCAAAACAACUACUGACAUUUUAUAAGCAGAUGGGAACUCUUUGCUGUGAAAUAGAUGCAUAUGGUGACUUCCUCCAGGCCCUGGGACCCAGAGCCACUGAAGAUUACACAAAAAAUACGAGUAACGUCACAGAAGAGGAAUCACGGUUAGUAGAAGUACGGCAGAAGCUAUACUCUCUUCUGAAAGGAACUACGCUUCAUGUUAUAGUCUUAAACAACUCCAAGUUCUAUCACAUUGGAACUACUCAAGAGUAUUUGUUUCAUUUUACAUCUGAUAGCAACCUGAAAUUUGAGCUUGACUUACUGUCUGUGGCUUUUAGCAGCUUUUCCGACAAAGCCAAGACCUUGGGUCAAUCGGCAAGUGUCAUUCAAAGCAUCCUCGAGCCUGGAUGUUUUGUAGGACCUGGAUCUGUUAUUGAGUACUCUAGAAUUGGACCUGAAGUCUCAGUAGGGAAGAGCAGCAUCGUUAGUGGAGCGUACAUAAAUUUGAAAGUAGACAUACCUUCAAACUGUUUCCUGAGUUCAUUAAGUAUAAAAAUUAACGAUCAAGUAAAAUACGUAAGUAUGGUGUUUAGUGUAGACGACAACUUGAAAAAGAGCGUGAAACUGUUGUCAGAUAUACAUUCACUUCAGUUCUUUGGAGUCAGCUUACUAGAAUGCUUGGACCUCUGGGGAGUAAAGGUUUCCGACCAGCUCUUCUCCAGUGAGAACACACGUUUGGGGUUGUGGACUGCCAGGAUUUUCCCUGUUUGCUCUACUUUAAGUGAAUCGGUUAGAAUGUCAUUAAAAAUGUUAAAUUCUGUGCAGCACAUGUCGGCUUUUAAAUUGAAUGGCUUUAAGCUCUUGUCUGUUGAAGAAAUGCUCACCUACAAAGAUGUAGGAGACAUGUUGAAGUUUAGGAAGCAAAUUUAUGACGACAUCCAUCUGCAAAGACCAAAAGAGAAGUCUGAUUUGUAG